Molecule: messenger RNA, 5585 nt
Organism: Ruditapes philippinarum (Manila clam)
Lineage: Eukaryota; Metazoa; Mollusca; Bivalvia; Venerida; Veneridae
Product: kinesin-like protein KIF18A
Exons: 21
Coding region: 84-3911 (1275 amino acids)
Biological process (GO): microtubule-based movement
Molecular function (GO): microtubule motor activity; microtubule binding; ATP binding
Source: RefSeq, a predicted model, not a curated record
AAGCGCCGUUUCAUUUCGCGUGGGUAUUUUGAAAACAACAGAUAGAUCUAUGAGAAAAAAAUUAACAAUAUUAUUCAGCCGUGAUGCCGUUGCCACCCACACGUAAACGACCUCAUGGGCCUGAUGCUGAUUUAGUUGUUGAUGACUCGGGUCCUAGCAGCAAUGUCAAAGUUGUUGUUAGAAUUCGUCCACCUAAUGUUAAAGAGACUGAGGGAAACUUCAGAGAGGUUGUACAGGCAGUAGAUGAAAAUGUGCUAGUUUUUGACCCCAAGGAACCAUCUUCAUAUGAAUAUGGUGGAGGGAGGAGAAGACCUAGGGAUAUAAGACAAAGGAGAAAUAAAGACCUUAAGUUUGCAUUUGAUCAUGUAUUUGAUGCAAGUGCAACAAACAUUGAUGUGUAUAAUGAGACAACAAACACAGUGUUAACAGGUCUGCUGAAUGGAUAUAAUUGUUCAGUGUUUGCUUAUGGUGCUACGGGGGCUGGUAAAACACAUACAAUGUUGGGAAGUAAAGACCACCCGGGUGUUAUGUACCAUACAAUGAUGGAUCUUUACUCACGUAUUGAAAACAUGAGGGACAAUAAAACCUGUGAUGUGGCGGUCUCAUACCUAGAGAUUUAUAAUGAGACUAUCCGAGAUCUAAUGAUGAAAGGGUCAGUGUUACCUAUCAGAGAGGAUCCUGGGAAAGGUGUUGUUGUACCAGGUCUGUCCCUACACAAGCCAAAGACAGCAGAGGAGUUACUAUACAUGUUACAGUUUGGGAACCAGCACAGGACACAACACCCAACAGAUGCCAACGCUGAAUCUUCUAGGUCACAUGCUGUAUUACAGGUAUUUGUAAGACAGCAGGAUCGUACAGCCAAUAUCUCCACAGAGGUUCAUAUAGCAAAACUCUGUCUUGUAGAUCUGGCUGGGUCAGAGAGAGCUACUGUCACAAAGAACAGGGGUUCCCGGUUCAGAGAGGGUGCUAAUAUCAACAGAUCACUGCUCGCACUGGGAAAUGUCAUAAAUGCUUUGGCAGAAAAUAAGGCAAAAGGUUAUGUACCAUAUAGAGACAGCAAGCUGACGAGGUUACUGAAGGAUUCUCUGGGUGGUAACUGUCAGACUGUCAUGAUAGCUGCUGUCAGCCCAUCUGCCAUGUCCUAUGAGGAUACCUAUAACACAUUAAGAUAUGCUGACAGGGCCAAGCAUAUUAAAGCUACAUUGAAAAAGAAUGUAAUAAAUGUGGAUAUUCAUAUGGCCAAAUAUGGCAAGAUUGUUGAAGAGCUACGAAAAGAGAUUAAAGAGUUAAAGGGAAAGCUAAAAGGUUAUGAAGACAUCAGAAUGGUACCAGGAGAGGUGGUUGUACAGACAGACAUGUCUUCAUUCAUUGGUUACCAAAGCGAGAUAGAAAAGUUUUUUGUUGGUCAUCAAUCACUACAUGCUGAUCAGCUACAGCAAGAAAUAGCCUUGAGAAACCUACAGUGGAAGAUGUACAGGAAACAACGUUGUCUGUCACGUCUUAACACAGUAGAUGAGCCGUGUAACAUUGAGUCAUUGAGGAAAGUAGAAACAAUGCUAAAUGGUAUGAAGCAGAAGACAUCUUGCAUGAAAAUCUCAUCCGAGUCAUCCAGGAGCAAGUUACUGGAAGGUUACAAGCAGUUGGGUGAUCUGGAGCAGGAUAUCAAAGAUUCAUGUGGGUUACAAGAUAACCAGCUUCCUGAGGUAUUGUCAUUGAGUCUACAGUUACAUGGUGUAAAGUCUGAACUCCUUGAUACCAAACAGUAUCUUAGUUAUACUAAACAAGUUGUUAGAUGUCAGGAGAAAGAGUUACUACACAAUGAAAGGCUGGUUCACUUAAUGUUAAAACUGUUGAAGAAGCAACAUUACAUCAUGAAAGGACACAACAUUUUGACCUCUGACCUCUCGGAGGACUAUGCCAGUAUACAGAAGAGAGUUGCCGGUCAGGAGUUGUGCUGGGGGGACGAGGAAUGUGGUUCUAUAUACACCUGUGGCUACACACUGGCAGAUAUGCUGGACCUUCCAUCUUUGCGACUUAAACCUGAUCCUAAUCAGCAAGAAUGUAUCAAAGAAAGGAAGGAAAGAUGUUCUGAGCCGAAGAAAUUGGGAGCUGUAUUUGAAUUCACUGCAACCCAACAUGAAGCAAGGGACAACCAAAUUCCUGCUAAUUAUCCAUUUAAAGUGGUUGACGAGUGUUCACCACCUAAGGCAAAGCGUGUAAUGUUGCCAGCCUCACAACCCCCACAGUCUACAAGCAAAGUAUACAGACCUGGUGGUGGUCAGUCAGCUAGGGGCAGUUACAAGACUGGUUUAACACCAACUAAAUCAAGAUUUACUCCAUCAAAAUCUCGCUCAUUUACUGAAUCUUCAAGCUCAUAUAAUAGUGUGAAAAACUUAACCAAAAAUACUGGUCAGAAUAAUUCAAAAGUGUCGAGAAAUCUGCUUGGAGAAAAUAAAACUAAUACAUCAGUGUCGAAAAAACCAAAUGAUAGAAAAAGAAACUUGCAUAGAAGAUCCGCCAGUGUUGGUUCUAGUGUGGACUUUGAUACGGAUGAGAGUUUAGAACUAGAGGCUAUGCCUAAAUCUAGGUUUAACAAAAUUAACGACACAAUGACAAAGUGUAAGAAGUUUUCCUCUUCUCAUUCAAAGUCAAGUAUGUCUCUGGUGAAGUCACAUACACGCAGAAUUUUGAUAGUGGAGGAGGAGUCUAAUCAUGAUGGAACUUUCACGAUCGAUCCUGAUUGUCUUGACAUUCCUGCGUCAGUUAUACCUUGUGUUGACUGUGACAGUGAAAACAAUAAAAGUGUGAAAAUCAGUGUUGUCUCUGACAGCUAUAAAACAUGUCAUAAGUGUGCUAAAGAAAUGAAUGUAAAUUCAUACAAUAAUAUAAAGUUAGAUAAUGGAAUUUGUGAUACUCGGAGUACGUCGCUAAAGACUAGUCAUUGUGGCGAGUUGAACGUAGAACCUGCCCAGAGAUAUACAACAUGUGUAGAACAAUUACCGGUAGAUUACGGACCCGAGAAUGAUUCCGGGACUAGUACGAUAGUGGACCAGUCUGCUAACAGUGUAACUAGUCUAGCUUCUCUGUCAACUCUAGUCGACGGCCAAAAUCUCUCCCAGAAUCUCUCUUCUUCUGAAGACAGUAAUUUACAUGAACAAACUAUUUGUACUAAGCAUAAAAGAGACUCUUUAGAAAUGAAACAUAUGGAAUCUGUGGACAACAAAUUAGUGAAAGUAAAUUCUGGUACAGUGACAAAAACAGUUACAAAUACUGUACAACAAGAAACUGUGACAAAGUCAGUGAAUGUUGGGGUUUCUGAGGGUGACAGGGAGGCCAAGGCUGUACGGUGCAUAAAAUUUGACAACAUAGAAAAUAACCAUACUCCUACUAAAGGUAAGAGUUAUGCUGACAUUGUACGGACACCAACACCAGAGAGGAAGCCAUUACGACAAGUUGGGGGCUGUAACACUAUACUCUCAUCACCUCGAUGUGAUAGUAGAAGUAGUUUUACAUCGUCAGACAGUGAUACGUCAUUUGAUAAACGUCUGUCACGUGAAAGUAGUUCUCAGUUGCCUGGUAACAGUGAGGAACAGAAGGAAAAUUUCCGUAUAUUAAAUCAUUAUGGACUACCGUCACUAGUCAGUGAUAGCCUCCUAGCGAACAACAAUAAACCAAGUAUGAAAAAGAACCAAUCAUUUACCCCAGGAUAUAUGCAGUCAACAAAAUCUCAUCUGAUUAGGAAAAAACACAACACUUCCAGGAAUUCCAGCGACGGGGAUGGUCUGAAAGUGGAAUCCUCCAGUAGCAGAGUAAAAACAUCUUUUAUAGCCAAACAUGCUCGACCACUUUCGUCACACAUGAGGAGUAAAUCUACUUCGAAUCUUUCGUCUCGAGCUAGCUGGCAAAUCUGACGGUACCGAGGCAGCUCUUCAAAACCGAAGAACACGUGCCCACAGUAUUACCUUCGCCAAAUUUUAUUUAUGGUGUAUGUGCAAUAUAUGGAUUGGUUAUUUUUAUGACGCCAAUUGUGUUAGCCACUUUUACAUGUAACCAAUUGCUUUUUCUCAUACUGCAAGUGCAUACUCUGAUACUUGCAGCUUAUUAAUGAAUUUAGAUUUGUAAACAUUUUAAAAGUUUAUUAGUGGUAAGAUAUCUUUACAUGUCAUACAAAUAUGAACACAAUAGACUAUAUAUCUUUAUCACAGUAUAAUUUUCCAUGUCAAAUAACCAUCAUGUAUAUAAAGGUUAAUGCACCUUUUUUCGUGCAUUUAUCAACAGAAGCACACAGACACAUUAAAAGCCUGAGCCUGCAGGGGCAAGGAAUUAAUAAGUUUGAAGGCUUAUGCAGAUAUUAAUGCAUGGAAAAAGGUACAUUAAGGCUAUUUUUGCAUAAUACAUGUAGUGUACAUCUAAAUGGAUAAUUUCACAUUUCAUUUUGUAUACAGAAACCAUUGCUGGUGCACCGAGCUUUCCAUGUGCAAGUGGGAUUUCAUUUGACAGUUAUGUUUUUGUUAUAAAACUACAUGAGCUGUCGUUGCAUUAAGUUGUUCUUUCAUUGUGCCCUUAGUCUCAUAUAUUAAAUACAUGCAACUAUGGCAUCUGGGCACGAGAUUUUAUCUGUUAAUGCUUGUUGUGUCCUCCUUUAAUGUAUACCCGCAGUUUUUAUGCAAGGACUGUUUAUAUUACAUGUAUUAUAACAUCAGCAUACCAAAGCACACAUAAGACCUCAAAACAAGUUUAUUUUCAUUAAUUUCUAUGCAUUUUGUCCUGUCAUAAAUAGAAUCUCUCAUUCCUUGUCAUAUAUAUAAUUUAACAUCAAAGAAAAUGUUUUAAACCUCUUUUAAUAACAAUUUAUUGAACUUGUUCAAAUUUUAUAUGUCAAUUCAUGUGAGAUCCUAUAUGUAUACACAGAGAAAGAGAGGAAUGUUUAAUCUGUUGCAUUGGUUUUAAGAUGAAUUAGAAUUACUGAAGAUGUACAUUUUAUUUCAUAGAUGCUUUUGUAAGCUUUCAAACUGUAGCUUCAAUAUUAGCUAGUAUAUUUAUUUUAUAUGAAGAGUCAUAUAUGACACAAUGAUAUAGUGAUAUAAUAAGUUAAAAUCUUGAAAUGUUCUCUAUAUUUACUGUAAACUCUUUGGAUAAAGGUCAUCCCGAUUAAAAAUACUGAAAUGCUGGGCCUAUUCAACAAGUUUUCUAUACUGAACGUUAGGUCAUAAAUAAUAUUUUGCUAUUACCAAUUUGUUUUGUUUUUAACCCUGACUUCUUACAACAAUAUUUAGCUUAUUUCUAAAUUUCAUAGAAUCAUUGUUUUUGUUCCAUUUUAUUGACGAUAGUGUAAAAAAUUUCCAUUUUCUUAGAGAAUGUAAAGAAUGUAAUAUACUUAAAGAGUGCAUCCACGAAGCAAGUAAAAUUUCAUCUCAUUUAAUGAAAGAUAAUUUCUAGGUUAAUGAUAUUCAAAAAUCAAUUUUAUCUUAGAAAAUUGUUCCAAAUGGUCAUUUAGAUUUAAUUGCAUGAAGAAAACAAACUGCCUUUGCAUGUUUAUAGAUAGCAAUUUAGUACAUUUCUGACUGGUAAAUAGAAUAAAAUAU